AUGGAAUUCUAUGGCUUUCCCUGUAGCACCGCCUGUUCCCAGGAUUCCUUCCAGAUGCUGGGUUAUGAAUCUGUAACUGAAAAGAAGCUAGGACAAGCUCCUCCUAGGCUGAAGGUAUGUGACAUUCCCCUUCUUGACAUAUGUGAUUACAAUGUCUCAAGAGACCAGUGCAAGAAACUAGGAGGCUGCUUUUUAAAAGAAGUCUGCUAUGUAAAAGCUACUCCAGCUUAUGUUCAAGGACUUACCGCCUUGAUAAUUAUCAUCUUGGGAAUCUUCAUUGUCUAUGUAAUAUACAGAGUUGUACAGGGUAGAAAUAAAAAGUCAACUCAAAAGUUGUAUGGAUUGCAUCAAAAGAAGAAGAAAUUGAAGCCUGAGAGUACCACAAACAAUCAUGAGAUAUCGGAUGAAGAAGAAAAGAAAAUACUGACAGAGGACAGUAAGAAACCGAAGCGUGAGCUGUCUGAAGAUGAAGUUAUAUUGACAGUGCCAGCUCGGGAAGAAGAGUUGGAAUAA
Vombatus ursinus (common wombat) is the source of this 513-nucleotide messenger RNA. RefSeq names its product testis-expressed protein 29-like. The record is from RefSeq and is a predicted model, not a curated record. The transcript has 6 exons. Bases 1 to 513 code for a protein of 170 amino acids. Lineage: Eukaryota; Metazoa; Chordata; Mammalia; Diprotodontia; Vombatidae.